Molecule: messenger RNA, 2739 nt
Organism: Myiozetetes cayanensis
Lineage: Eukaryota; Metazoa; Chordata; Aves; Passeriformes; Tyrannidae
Product: helicase SRCAP-like
Cellular component (GO): Swr1 complex
Molecular function (GO): ATP hydrolysis activity; histone binding; ATP-dependent chromatin remodeler activity
Source: RefSeq, a predicted model, not a curated record
AUGGCCAAAGUGAGGUGGGCGUGGCCAAAGCAAGGCGGUGCCGCGCAGGCGGUGCCGCGCAGGCGGUGCCGCGCAGGCGGUGCCGUGCAGGCGGUGCCGCGCAGGCGGUGCCGCGCAGGCGGUGCCGCGCAGGCGGUGCCGCGCAGGCGGUGCCGCGCAGGUGAGGCUGGGCCGGCCAGGUGCCCCUCCCCCGGAAUGAGGCGCCCCUUCCCAGCAGCCCUGCGGCCGGGAGGAGGAGGGGCGGCCCGGGGCCAGCCCCACCCCCACUCCACCACUCCACCCACAGGCUCCGUGCAGGAUGACGGGCAGCAGUCCGGUGUCCCCGGCCUCGUCUCUCGGGUCCUCGGCAGCCCCUCCCCUGGGCUCCCUGGGACCCCCCUGACGGCCCCCGGCCCCCGAGCCCCCCAGUCUGCAGGGACCGCACCCAGGCCGAGAUCGCCGAGGCAGGCCAAGCACGAGGUGGAGGUGGAGCCCCAGGAGGCGGAGGUGGAGCACCGUGUGGCGGAGAUGAAGCGGGAGGGGUUCUGGUCCCUGCGGCGCCUGCCGAAGGUGCCGGAGCCGGCGCGGCCCAAGGUGCACUGGGACUACCUGUGCGAGGAGAUGCAGUGGCUGGCGGCCGACUUCGCCCAGGAGAGGAGGUGGAAGAGGGGCGUGGCCAGGAAGGUGGUGCGGAUGGUGAUGCGGCACCACGAGGAGCAGCGGCAGCGCCAGGAGCGCGCCAAGCGGGAGGAGCAGGCCAAGCUGCGCCGCGUGGCCGCCGCCAUCGCCCGCGAGGUGCGGCACUUCUGGAGCAGCGUCGAGAAGGUGGUGCAGUUCAAGCAGCAGUCUCGGCUGGAGGAGAAGCGGAAGAAGGCUCUGGACCUGCAGCUCGACUUCAUCGUGGGCCAGACCGAGAAGUACUCGGACCUGCUGAGCCGCUCCCUCAACGCCCCCCCGCGCCCUCCCCACCCCCGCCGGCAGGCGCGCCACAGCUCACCUGCUCAGCCCCCUGCUGGGAGGGACAGGACCCCCCCGCCCUGGGGACCCCGCGAGGACGACGACGAAUUCGCCGCCGACGACGAGGAGGGGGAGGACGAGGAGGACACGAUCGCGGCCCAGGAGCGGCUCGAGGGCGACGUCGACCACCAGCAGGAGCUCGACGACCUCGCCCGAGAGGGUGCUCUGCCGAUGGAGGAGCUGCUCCAGCGCUACGGCGGCGCGCCGACUUCGCCGACUGGCCUCCGCCCCGGCGCCAGCAGCACCCGCUCAGAGUCCCCGGGGGGCGACAGCGAGGAGGACGAGGAGGAGGAGGAGGAGGACGAGGAUGAGGAGGAUGAAGAUGAAGAUGAUGACGAUGAUGAGGAAGAGGAGGAGGAAGGAGGAGGAGGAGGAGGAGGAGGGGGAGGGGCAGGAGGAGGAGGAGGAGCAGAAGACCCCGCCCCUCCCGCCCAGGUGGCCCCAGGAGGGGGCGGGGCCGCCGAUGGCCCCGCCCCGGCCCCGCCCACCGGUGCAGGGGGAGGGGGCGGGGCCGGGGGAGGAGGCUCCGCCCCCAAGAAGGAGAUCAGCGACAUCGCCGCUGCUGCUGAGAGUCUGCAGCCCAAGGGGUACACCCUGGCCACCACACAGGUGAAGACGCCCAUCCCCCACCUGCUGCGGGGCACGCUCAGGGAGUACCAGCACAUCGGGCUGGACUGGCUGGUGACCAUGUACGAGAAGAAGCUGAACGGGAUCCUGGCUGACGAGAUGGGGCUGGGCAAGACCAUCCAGACCAUCUCCCUGCUGGCACACCUGGCCUGCGAGAAAGGUAGCUGGGGCCCUCACCUGAUCAUCGUGCCCACGUCGGUGAUGCUGAACUGGGAGAUGGAGCUCAAGCGCUGGUGUCCCAGCUUCAAGAUCCUCACCUACUACGGCGCCCAGAAGGAGCGGCGGCUCAAGAGACAGGGGUGGACGAAGCCGAACGCGUUCCACGUGUGCAUCACGUCCUACAAGCUGGUCCUGCAGGACCACCAGGCCUUCCGGCGCAAGAACUGGAAGUACCUGAUCCUGGACGAGGCCCAGAACAUCAAGAACUUCAAGUCCCAGCGCUGGCAGUCCCUGCUCAACUUCAACAGCCAGCGCCGGCUGCUGCUGACGGGGACGCCGCUGCAGAACUCUCUGAUGGAGCUCUGGUCCCUGAUGCACUUCCUGAUGCCGAGGGUGUUCCAAUCCCACCGGGAGUUCCGGGAGUGGUUCCACAACCCCCUCACCGGCAUGAUCGAGGGCAGCCAGGAGUACAACGACGGCCUGGUCAAGAGGCUGCACAAGGUGCUCCGCCCGUUCCUGCUCCGUCGCCUCAAGGUGGACGUGGAGAAGCAAAUGCCCAAAAAAUACGAGCACGUCCUCAGGUGCCGCCUCUCCAAGCGCCAGAGGUUCCUCUACGACGACUUCAUGGGCCAGGCCAGCACCAAGGCCACUUUAGCCAGUGGUCACUUCCUGAGCGUGCUGAACGUGCUGAUGCAGCUCCGCAAGGUCUGCAACCACCCCGACCUGUUCGAGCCCCGGCCCGUCCAGUCCCCCCUGGUCACCCCCGGGCUCUGCCUCGAGGCCCCCGCCCUCGUCCUGCGAGCCCUGGAGCCUCACCCCUUCCAGCAGGUGGACCUGUCCCCGUUGGAGCUGGUGGCCCUGGAGGGUCACCUGUCCCGCUCUCACCUGGGGGGUUUGGGUGGUUCUGGUGGCUCAGGUGUCACCUGGGGAUGGUUCAGGUGACUCUCAGGUGUCAAU